AAAUAUACUUUUUAAGUCGUUGAAAAAAAGUGGAAGGAGUUAAAAAAUCUAGAAGGAGCUGGGAAAAAACUAGGCGUUAGAAGAAACUAAAAGUUAAUUCUUCAACCGAAAAGAACAGAGUCUUAGACCGAAAAAGACGGGAUCAUAGAGUUCUGCUAAUGUCUUACUAAGCUCAUUAUCAAUAAGACUUUUUUUUUUUUUUUGAAAUUAUCCAUAAGACUGAUAAGAGGUUGUUCUCCUUGUUCGAUCAGAGAGAAUUACAGAGAAAAAAAUGGGAAUUCCAUCAAGAUUUAAAAGGAACGAGCCUUUCUGGAUUGCUUCUCCGUAUGAAGAAGCGAAGAUCCGAAGGAGCAAAGAGUGUACCCGAGAGGGUGUACGUGCGGGGGCCAAGGCUGCUGGAAUUGCAUGUGUUUGUAGUGCUAUUCCAACGUUAGUUGCAGUCCGAACCAUUCCUUGGGCUAAGGCUAAUCUCAACUACACUGCUCAAGCACUUAUUAUAUCUGGAGCUUCCAUUGCUGCAUACUUCAUCACCGCGGACAAAACAAUAUUGGAAUGCGCGAGGAAGAAUACCCAUUACGAUAGAACAACCUAGGACAAUCUGGAGGCGAAUGCGACUCGGGUGGGGCCAUAUACGUGCUCCCAUCCGCACACAUUUGCGCUCCAGAUUGUGGAGGUUCAAGUUUCAUAACAAGUGUUUGUACAAUGCAAGAACAAUUCUGAGAUCGUCUCUAAUAGUCACUCCCUUUGUCCCGUAAUAAAGCUUUAAAUUUCUUCUUUUAUCCGUCGCAAAACAAAGUUCUCCUUCGACUUUUGGAAAAGUUUUUGUGGUUAUUAUUAUUUCUAUUUAAUUUCAUCCACACCAAUUUUAAUCCUACAAUUUUAAUCUUCU
Messenger RNA from Cuscuta campestris, 889 nucleotides. Lineage: Eukaryota; Viridiplantae; Streptophyta; Magnoliopsida; Solanales; Convolvulaceae. The record is from the annotation of a GenBank genome assembly.